GCUGUCGCACGCUUGAUAGAAGAGGAAGAUCCAAUAUGGGCACGUUCCUGGACGCAUGCAGAGCUCGGCAGCGUCGCAAACGAGUUGAGGAGUUGGGACUGGGACGCAUCGGGGCCGGGUCGGCCGCCUCUAUAACACGUGAUAGGCCAAUCCAGCAGCUCUGAACCUUAUCUGAACGUCGAGUCCCUCCGGGUGCCUUAGCUGUCACCGAGCUGUGCAUUGUGAGACCACCCCCAACUCACAACAAGGCACCUGGUCGCGACGGCAAGGGCAUUCAUUGACUUGAUGGCUCUUGGCAUCAACACGCGUCUCCCAAACAUGAUCCAGUCGACGACGUAAAGGCCCGCCCACCCCUUUCAAGCCUGCGAUGCCAACAUGGCCAACAUGGCCAACCGACGGGCUGUGCCGUCCUUCUCCACCGCGCCCUCAUCCAGAGCCGGCCCCGGCAUGCUGCUGCCGGAGCUGCCCCCCAUCUCUGCCCUGUUCCUCAUCGACUUCGACGUCAAGGCCGGAUACACGAUAAUAUGGAAGGAGGCUGUUCCUGGCCUGGAGCUGGAGGGCGUCGUCGAGUACAAGAGCCUCCCCUCUGGCCUGCAUACCGUGCCCGACGACCUGAUAUACUUUGUCCACGAGGACGGCUACGCAGGCCUCAGCGCCUUCAUCAAUGCACCCACCGACGAGGAGGAGUCCCGCCACGCGCGCAUGAUCGCCGUCGGGGUGCUGGUGCCCCUGAGUUAUGGCAGGCUCGGCAGGGCGUGGAGGCACGCCCAGGGGCUCAAGGACAUGGCCGUCAAGCUCGCUGCCGACCGCAAACAGACACAGAUGCUGGUUGAGUACUGGGAGCAGUGUGGGACGCGGGACACCAGCGGGCAAACCCCGGCGCCAGUCGCAGACUCGCCCCUGAACUCCCCCGCCCUGAGCUUCGUGAAGCCGCGCCCAUACGCCAAGGCUGAUGGGCACGCCAGAAACAGGUCCGCAUCGGAAGGGGCUGCCUUGCUGCCUCCGGGGCAUAGGCUCUCGCCCUUCCACCCUGCCUGGAGCCUGAACAGGUUGCUGGAUACCUUCGGGCCCUUGAUCUUCCCCAUCCAGCGUGCGGCAUUGCUGCGCAAGCGCAUCUUGAUAUCGACUCACGCCCCAGUACAUGAGGCAUGUAAUUUUGUAUAUGACAUUUCAAUCCUAGCAAACAUACCCCAUUCUGUAUCUGACAUUCUCGACCCUGCCGCCCCAACCCAGAGGCUGCGCCCCCUGUUCACCAUUGGCGUGCAUGAUAUACCGUUCCUCCUGGCAGACGGCGCAACGAAGCGCCCCGGCCCAGCCCCUACGCAGCAGCCCGGUAUCCUAGGGGGCGACUCCGGCUCUGGCUGGAUUGCGUGCACCACUGACAGCAUCCUGGCGAUGAAGGAGGACCUCUGGGACGUGCUGAUCACCAUGCCCCCAUCACAUACAGCGAACGCCAAGGAGAAGGUCUGGCCGACGGUUGAGUCGCGCAAGGGCGCCGCCAUAAAGGCCACUCAGCGUGACCUGAGGCGCUUCCGAACCCUGAAGGCCGGGCUCAGGCGCCUAGCUGCGACCUCUGCCGUCGUCGAGGAAGACGAGGAGGCCCCAUCCAACGGCACCGAACCACGGCGACCAAGUAAUCUGUCCAACCGGCGGUCUCGCAUGUCGAUGUCUAGCAUCAAGACGACAAGUUUCUUCCCCGAGGGCGAGGACGCCCACGUGCUCGCCGACGCAUCAGACACGAUCGUCGAGCCGAUGACGUGGGCCGCCCUCGCCUACAGCAGCUUCAUGUGGUGGGCCAGCGCGGGCGAGCAGCACCGCUCCGAUGAGGCAGAGGAGCAGGCCUACGACAACUCCCUCAUCGCAGACCUCCUGCCCGCGCCGUCGAUGCACCCGCCGCGCGAGUCAUCAGGCCAGCGGAGGCCGAGCGGCAGCUUCAACGUGACCGCGGUCCAAGAGGGCGGGGGCCUGGGUGACUCGGUCACGUCGCUGACGGCGCGGAGGACGCCCGGGACAGAGGGCGCAUCCCCGUCCCUUGGCGCGGCCGACGAAAAUGAGGAGGAGAGGGCCAGGACAGAGCUGGCCAUCAUCACGUACUUCCACCGGCUGACGACCGGGAUCCUCUCCACGCUGGCCGAGGUGGUCGAGGCCGCGGAGGACUACGACGAGACGGACAUCGAGUCCCGGCCGCAGACUCGCGACGGCGGGGAAGGGGCCGGCGGCGCCGGGGAACACUCGGAAACCCUGUUGCCCGGGGGCGUCAGGAGCGACAGUGAGGAGGUGCCCCGGCCCCAGGUGCGGGUGGACAGCGACGCGCUGGCCGCCAUGGGCCUGGACGUCUGGAGCAGUGCGGACGCGGAGUUUGUGGGGCAGGUGACGGACAUGUAUUUUGGCCGCGAGGCAAAGGUGGAGGGCAAGGGCGUGGAGCUGUGCGGUAUGAGGGUGUGCUGAUUGCGAUGGCCAGGGUGUGCUUUCACUUGUUGUUCUAUGAUCUCGCCACUGUAUAAUAUGGCCAGGCAUGUGAUUGAUACAUUCCACACGGAGGACGGCUAGGUUGAGUUAUUCCCAUCACUGUUACACACUGCAAGCAAACAGGGGUCGGGCUCUCUGUCACGUUGAUACUCGUCAGGGCAACAAUCGCUGGUCAAUAGCAAUAACUACUACACUACG
This is a messenger RNA of Diaporthe batatas, 2667 nucleotides long. RefSeq lists its product as uncharacterized. The record is from RefSeq and is a predicted model, not a curated record. The transcript has 2 exons. Gene Ontology annotation, cellular component: lipid droplet. The coding region runs from base 376 to 2448 and encodes 690 amino acids. NCBI's taxonomy places the organism in Eukaryota, Fungi, Ascomycota, Sordariomycetes, Diaporthales, Diaporthaceae.